CGCCGGCGGAGGCGGGCGCGGCGGGCGCGUCCCUGUGGCCAGUCACCCGGCGGAGUUGGUCGCACAAUUAUGAAAGACUCGACUUCUGCUGCUAGCGCCGGAGCUGAGUUAGUGCCGAGAAGGUUUCCCUGGGCUGUCCUCGUCCGGUGGCCUCUGCUGCCGCCUCCGGAGACGCUUCCCGAUAGAUGGCUGCAGGCCGCGGAGGAGGAGGAGGUGGAGUUGCUGCCCUUCCGGAGUCUGCCCCGUGAGGAGAAUGUCCCAGAAAUCCUGGAUAGAAAGCACUUUGACCAAGAGGGAAUGUGUAUAUAUUAUACCAAGCUCCAAAGACCCUCACAGAUGCCUUCCAGGAUGUCAGAUUUGUCAGCAGCUUGUCAGGUGUUUUUGUGGUCGUUUGGUCAAGCAACAUGCUUGUUUUACUGCAAGCCUUGCCAUGAAAUACUCAGAUGUGAAAUUGGGUGACCACUUUAAUCAGGCAACAGAAGAAUGGUCUGUGGAAAAGCAUACGGAACAGAGCCCAACAGAUGCUUAUGGAGUCAUCAAUUUUCAAGGGGGUUCUCAUUCUUACCGUGCUAAGUAUGUGAGGCUAUCAUAUGACACCAAACCUGAAGUCAUUCUGCAACUUCUGCUUAAAGAAUGGCAAAUGGAAUUACCCAAACUUGUUAUCUCUGUACAUGGAGGCAUGCAGAAGUUUGAGCUUCAUCCACGAAUUAAACAGUUGCUUGGAAAGGGUCUUAUUAAAGCUGCAGUUACAACUGGAGCCUGGAUUUUAACUGGUGGAGUAAAUACAGGUGUGGCAAAACACGUUGGUGAUGCCCUCAAAGAGCAUGCUUCUCGAUCAUCACGAAAGAUUUGCACUAUUGGAAUAGCUCCAUGGGGAGUGAUAGAGAACAGAAAUGAUCUUGUUGGGAGAGAUGUUGUUGCCCCUUACCAAACCUUAUUGAACCCCCUGAGCAAAUUGAAUGUUCUGAAUAAUCUCCAUUCCCAUUUCAUAUUGGUGGAUGAUGGCACUGUUGGAAAGUAUGGGGCAGAAGUCAGACUAAGAAGAGAACUUGAAAAAACUAUUAAUCAGCAAAGAAUUCAUGCUAGAAUUGGCCAGGGUGUUCCUGUGGUGGCACUGGUAUUUGAAGGUGGGCCUAAUGUUAUCCUCACGGUUUUAGAAUAUCUUCAAGAAAGUCCCCCUGUUCCAGUAGUUGUGUGUGAAGGCACAGGCAGAGCUGCAGAUUUGUUAGCAUAUAUUCAUAAGCAAACAGAAGAAGGAGGGAAUCUUCCUGAUGCAGCAGAGCCUGAUAUUAUUUCAACCAUCAAAAAAACAUUUAACUUUGGCCAAAGUGAAGCAGUUCAUUUAUUUCAGACUCUGAUGGAGUGUAUGAAAAAAAAAGAGCUUAUUACUGUUUUCCACAUUGGAUCAGAAGAACAUCAAGAUAUAGAUGUAGCAAUUCUUACUGCACUGUUAAAAGGUACUAAUGCAUCUGCAUUUGACCAGCUGAUCCUUACACUGGCAUGGGAUAGAGUUGACAUUGCCAAAAAUCAUGUAUUUGUGUAUGGACAGCAAUGGUUGGUUGGAUCCUUGGAACAAGCUAUGCUUGAUGCUCUUGUAAUGGAUAGAGUUGCAUUUGUAAAACUUCUUAUCGAAAAUGGAGUAAGCAUGCAUAAAUUCCUUACCAUUCCCAGACUGGAAGAACUUUACAACACUAAACAAGGUCCAACUAAUCCAAUGCUAUUUCAUCUUGUUCGAGAUGUCAAACAGGGAAAUCUUCCUCCAGGAUAUAAGAUCACUCUAAUUGAUAUAGGACUUGUUAUUGAAUAUCUUAUGGGAGGAACCUACAGAUGCACCUACACUCGGAAGCGUUUUCGGUUAAUAUAUAAUAGUCUUGGUGGAAGUAACCGGAGAUCUGGCAGAAAUGCUUCCAGUAGCACUCCCCAGUUGCGGAAGAGCCAUGAAUCUUUUGGCAAUAGAGCAGAUAAAAAGGAAAAAACAAGGCACAAUCAUUUCAUUAAAACAGCACAGCCCUACAGACCAAAGAUUGAUACAAGUAUGGAAGAAGGAAGGAAGAAAAGAACCAAAGAUGAAAUUGUGGAUAUUGAUGAUCCAGAAACAAAGCGCUUUCCUUAUCCACUUAAUGAAUUGUUAAUUUGGGCUUGCCUUAUGAAGAGGCAGGUCAUGGCCCGCUUCUUAUGGCAGCAUGGUGAAGAAUCAAUGGCUAAAGCAUUGGUUGCCUGUAAGAUCUAUCGCUCAAUGGCAUAUGAAGCAAAGCAGAGUGACUUGGUUGAUGACACUUCAGAAGAACUCAAGCAGUAUUCCAAUGAUUUUGGUCAGCUUGCAGUUGAAUUACUGGAACAAUCCUUCAGACAAGAUGAAACCAUGGCUAUGAAAUUACUCACUUAUGAACUGAAAAACUGGAGUAAUUCAACCUGCUUGAAGCUAGCAGUUUCUUCAAGACUUAGGCCUUUUGUAGCCCAUACCUGUACACAAAUGUUGUUAUCUGAUAUGUGGAUGGGCAGGCUGAAUAUGAGGAAAAAUUCCUGGUAUAAGGUCAUACUAAGCAUUUUAGUUCCACCUGCCAUAUUAAUGCUGGAAUAUAAAACCAAGGCUGAAAUGUCUCACAUCCCACAAUCUCAAGAUGCCCAUCAGAUGACAAUGGAAGAUAGCGAAAACAACUUUCAAAACAUAACCGAAGAGAUCCCGAUGGAAGUGUUUAAAGAAGUAAAGAUUUUGGACAGUAAUGAAGGAAAGAAUGAAAUGGAAAUACAUAUAAAAUCAAAAAAGCUUCCAAUCACACGAAAGUUUUAUGCCUUUUAUCAUGCACCAAUUGUAAAGUUCUGGUUCAACACGCUGGCAUACUUAGGAUUUCUGAUGCUUUAUACAUUUGUAGUUCUUGUACAAAUGGAACAGUUACCUUCAGUUCAAGAAUGGAUUGUUAUUGCUUAUAUUUUUACCUAUGCCAUUGAGAAAGUCCGUGAGAUCUUUAUGUCAGAAGCUGGGAAGAUAAGCCAGAAGAUUAAAGUGUGGUUCAGUGAUUACUUCAAUGUCAGCGACACAAUUGCCAUAAUUUCUUUCUUCAUUGGAUUUGGACUAAGAUAUGGAGCAAAGUGGAACUUUGAGAAUGCCUAUGAUAAUCAUGUUUUUGUGGCUGGAAGAUUAAUUUACUGUCUUAACAUAAUAUUUUGGUAUGUGCGUUUGCUAGAUUUUCUAGCUGUAAAUCAACAGGCAGGACCUUAUGUAAUGAUGAUUGGAAAAAUGGUGGCCAAUAUGUUCUACAUUGUAGUGAUUAUGGCUCUUGUAUUACUUAGUUUUGGUGUUCCCAGAAAGGCAAUACUUUAUCCUCAUGAAGAACCAUCUUGGACUCUUGCUAAAGACAUAGUGUUUCAUCCAUACUGGAUGAUUUUUGGUGAAGUUUAUGCAUAUGAAAUUGAUGUGUGUGCAAAUGAUAGCUCUAUCCGUCACAUCUGUGGUCCCGGGACAUGGCUAACUCCAUUUCUUCAAGCAGUCUACCUCUUUGUACAGUAUAUCAUUAUGGUUAAUCUUCUCAUCGCAUUUUUCAAUAAUGUGUAUUUACAAGUGAAGGCAAUUUCCAAUAUUGUGUGGAAAUACCAGCGCUACCAUUUUAUCAUGGCUUAUCAUGAAAAACCAGUCCUGCCUCCUCCACUCAUCAUUCUUAGCCAUAUUGUCUCUCUCUUUUGCUGUGUAUGUAAAAGAAGAAAGAAAGAUAAGACUUCUGAUGGACCAAAACUUUUCUUAACAGAAGAAGAUCAAAAGAAACUUCAUGAUUUUGAAGAACAAUGUGUUGAAAUGUACUUUAAUGAAAAAGAUGACAAAUUCCAUUCUGGAAGUGAAGAGAGAAUACGUGUCACUUUUGAAAGAGUGGAGCAGAUGUGCAUUCAGAUUAAAGAAGUUGGAGACCGUGUCAGCUACAUAAAAAGAUCACUACAGUCCUUAGAUUCUCAAAUUGGACAUCUGCAAGACCUUUCAGCGCUGACAGUAGAUACACUAAAAACACUCACUGCCCAGAAAGCUUCUGAAGCGAGCAAAGUUCACAAUGAGAUCACAAGAGAAUUGAGUAUUUCCAAACAUUUGGCUCAAAAUCUUAUAGAUGAUGGUCCCACAAGACCUGUGUGGAAAAAACACAGUGCUGUAAAUACACUGAGCUCCUCCCUUCCUCAAGGUGAUCUUGAAAGUAAUAAUCCUUUUCUUUCUAAUAUGUUCAUGAAAGAUGAAAAAGAUCCUCACUAUACCAUAUUUGGUCAAGAGUUGCCUGUAAUCCCCCAGAGAAAAGAAUUUGGUUUUCCAGAGGCUGGUUCCUCUUGUGGUGCCUUAUUCCCAAGUGCGAUUUCUCCUCCAGAACUGCGACAGAGACGACAUGGGAUAGAAAUCUUAAAAUUAUUUAAUAAAACUCAAAAAUUAGGCAGUUCACCUAAUAGCACACCACAUCUGUCAUCCCCACCAACCAAAUUUUCUGUUAGCACCCCCUCCCAACCAAGUUGCAAAAGCCACUUGGAAACCAUAACCAAAGAUCAAGAAACUGUCUUCUCCAAAGUUGCAGAAGGAGAUAAUAUAGAAUUCGGAGCAUUUGUAGGGCACAGAGAUAGUAUGGAUUUACAGAGGUUUAAAGAAACAUCAAACAAAAUAAAAGAACUGUUAUCUGAACAGCAGGAUGAUACGAGAAACACGAUUAUGGAAUAUUCAAAUAUGCCUAAAUAUCAGAGUGAUACUCCUGAAACCACAUCGAAGCAUGUGAGUUCUCAUACUGGGUUUCCUGAAUGCCAUAAGACCUCCAUUUCUCCUCGCUCAGAGCAAGCAGAAAGCAGUAGAACUGUAUCUACAGAAGACACUCCUGUAGUAGAUUCCAAAGCAGCUUUGCUACCGGAUUGGUUACAAGAAAGACCAUCAAACAGAGAAAUGCCAUCCGAAGAAGGAACAUUAAAUGGUCUUGCUUCUCCAUUUAAGCCAGUUUUGGAUACAAAUUACUAUUAUUCAGCGGUGGAAAGAAAUAACUUGAUGAGGUUAUCACAGAGCAUUCCAUUCACCCCUGUGCCUCCAAGAGGGGAGCCAGUCACAGUGUACCGUCUAGAGGAGAGUUCGCCCAGCAUACUGAAUAACAGCAUGUCUUCUUGGUCACAGCUUGGCCUAUGUGCCAAAAUAGAGUUUUUAAGUAAAGAGGAGAUGGGAGGAGGUUUACGAAGAGCUGUCAAAGUCCAGUGCACCUGGUCAGAGCAUGAUAUCCUCAAAUCUGGACAUCUUUAUAUUAUCAAAUCUUUCCUUCCUGAGGUGAUUAACACAUGGUCUAGUAUCUAUAAAGAAGAUACAGUUCUGCAUCUCUGUCUCAGAGAAAUUCAGCAGCAGAGAGCAGCCCAGAAGCUCACGUUUGCAUUCAAUCAAAUGAAGCCCAAGUCCAUCCCAUAUUCCCCAAGGUUCCUUGAAGUUUUCCUGCUGUAUUGCCAUUCAGCAGGACAGUGGUUUGCUGUAGAAGAAUGUAUGACUGGAGAAUUUAGAAAAUACAACAAUAACAAUGGCGAUGAGAUAAUUCCAACUAAUAUUCUGGAAGAGAUUAUGCUAGCCUUUAGCCACUGGACUUACGAGUAUACCAGAGGAGAGUUAUUGGUACUUGAUUUGCAAGGUGUGGGUGAAAAUUUGACUGACCCGUCUGUGAUAAAAGCGGAAGAAAAGAGAUCCUCUGAUAUGGUUUUUGGCCCAGCCAAUCUAGGAGAAGAUGCAAUCAAAAACUUUAGGGCAAAACAUCACUGUAAUUCUUGUUGCCGAAAGCUUAAACUUCCAGACCUGAAGAGGAAUGACUACACACCCGAUAAAAUUCUACUUCCUCAGGAUGAGUCCUCACACUUGAAUCUUCAGCCUGGAGAUUCCACCAAAGAAUCCGAAUCAACUAAUUCUGUUCGUCUGAUGUUAUAAUGUUGCUCAAUCAUUGGUUUUGCCUACACCUCACAAAAAUGUUCCUGUGUGUCUUUCUCUUCAAGAGGAAAAUGUUUGAUAACACAGAAAGGUGUAUGCAAAUUAAUUCACUGGCCCUAGCAUCAUUUAGAGGUCAAUAUUUGACCAAAUUGAAAUUGUCAGUUACAAACUCCGUCCGUAUAGGAUAAGCUGGCAGCUGAGAAAGUUUGAAGGUAAUGGGAAAUUAGUGUUCAUAACUUGUGGAAGGGCUCUUGGUAGCCAGGAUCUUCAUUUGACUUUGUUCCGAUGAGAGGGUGAUCCUCUCAUAGGGUGCAAUACCAUUAACCAAAGUUAGGCGUCCAUGCACAUUUAAUCGGCAGCUGGUUUACUACCGUUCAGUUAGAGAAAUGAAGUCACUCAGCCAUUGGGUUAAAUGGCAGUUGGAAGUCUUCCUCAGUUAACAGUGAUGUCACAGUUUCUCAACUAGAUGCUUGCUGGCCACAGGAGAGGAGAUGACUCUUAGAAUUCUAGGUUCACAGGGGAAAUUACAAAGCCUGAGCUAAAGACCAUAUUUGUUUUUGUUUUUCAUUUCUUCCUGUGGUACUGGGGAUCAAACCCAGAGCCUCAUAAAGACUUUUUAAAAGAGGGAUUAUAUUUAAGAAUCAGGCCUAGACUCCAUAUUGAAAAAUAGACCUGUUUGGGGUUUUUUGUUAGUUUUUUGUUUUGUUUUUGCUUUUUUUUUUUUUUUAACUAGUGCUCAAAUUGUGUAAAAGUUAUUUGGGUUGCAUUUUUUAAAAAAACACAUUAUCAAGUCACUGUGUAGCAGAAGAAAGCCAUGACAAAAGGAACUGAACCCCUGUCAGAGAAGAUACCUGUGAGAAAGUUGAAGUACUUUUUUCCUGUCUGUGUCUGCAGUGACAACCCAGAAGUUACCCACUUCUCCAAAGUUGUUACUGACCAAUACAUCCAAUCAGAACCUAAGAACUUUCCAUUUGUCCAAACAUCUGAACAUGAAUGUCACUUGUGGUACUUAUUCAAGAAUCAAUUGAGUUGCUUUAUUACGUGAUGUCGGGAAAUUGCAAUGCCACUUUAUGCCAAUAAGAUGUAACUUAACUGCCCAGAUAUUUUGCAUAUCCAACUACAAGAAAAGCUUAUCUACUGGUUUAUGCUUUUGAUUUUUUUCCUGUUUUUUUUUUCUUUUUAUUUCCUAGGUACUAAUUUUAAUUUUUAUUUUGAAGGGAGCAGUGUAAAGCUUAUUUGUAUUCCGUAGUGUAUCUCAUAGAUACAACAAGGCAAGCAGAGAUAAGCUGUUUAAAUAGUGUUUCAUAUUGAUGGGGGGGAGAGAAAAGUGUAUUACUUAAAGAUAUUAUACUAUAUACAUUUUGUAUAUCAUUAAAUCUUUAAAAGAAAUUAAAUAAAUUUAUUCUUGUUUACA
Messenger RNA from Dipodomys spectabilis (banner-tailed kangaroo rat), 7319 nucleotides. It is a transcript of the gene Trpm7, whose product is annotated as transient receptor potential cation channel subfamily M member 7. The record is from RefSeq and is a predicted model, not a curated record. Lineage: Eukaryota; Metazoa; Chordata; Mammalia; Rodentia; Heteromyidae. The transcript has 40 exons. Gene Ontology annotation, biological process: calcium ion transport; monoatomic cation homeostasis; monoatomic cation transmembrane transport. Bases 254 to 5905 code for a protein of 1883 amino acids. Gene Ontology annotation, cellular component: membrane. Gene Ontology annotation, molecular function: protein serine/threonine kinase activity; calcium channel activity; ATP binding.